Molecule: messenger RNA, 390 nt
Organism: Angiostrongylus costaricensis
Lineage: Eukaryota; Metazoa; Nematoda; Chromadorea; Rhabditida; Metastrongylidae
Source: the annotation of a GenBank genome assembly
AUGCUCGAGUCUUGCUUUCCAGGAGAACAUUCCGGAGAUCACGGCGAUGGGCACUUGUUCGAUGGGCCACUUCUUUAUUAUGGAGCUGGAUUGGCACGGCAAUACAUUGAUUCCUCUGGAUUGAUGCGGAAGCCGAGGGAGAGCAUUGGAAUGCGAGGCACGUUGCGUUACGUUAGCCUGGAGGCGCACGCCAGACACGACUUGGGACCCAGUCACGACCUCGUCGCCUUACUCUACUCCAUUAUCGAACUCGGCGACGGCGGACUUCCAUGGAGUAAAAUGAGGGAUGAGGCUGCGAUCAAAGCCAGUAAAAUGGGAACUACCGUUGAGAAACUGUGUCAGAAGCAGCCGAAAAUGCUCAAAAUGGCUGAGGUUGGCUGUGUAUCCUGA